Molecule: messenger RNA, 5820 nt
Organism: Phascolarctos cinereus (koala)
Lineage: Eukaryota; Metazoa; Chordata; Mammalia; Diprotodontia; Phascolarctidae
Gene: INSYN2B
Product: inhibitory synaptic factor family member 2B
Source: RefSeq, a predicted model, not a curated record
UUCCUACGUGAGCAGACCCACUACACUUCUUGCAUAUAAACAGUGAAAAUUACAAUAUAAAGGACUUAAUACACCUUCUCUUGGAGUAAUUUUACCACUAGUCCAAGCCUUGCCUGCCUAGCAGGGCUGAAGUAUAUUUUCUGCAGGUAAUUCCAACCUCAAGAACCUGCUCACCUGCCUAUCCCUGCAAAAACUGACUGUCUGAUCUGGAACCCCUCCUGGAGGUCACAGGGUUUAUAGUUCUUUUCUUAAAACCAUCUGGCUCCCCAGACAUGGUUAGCUUUGUACCAAUGUGAACCAGAGCAAAGACUACACAGCAGAGACUGUUCCCUCUGAAUCCCCUUCUCGGCUUUAUUCCAGUCCUGGUCAUGCCCCACGGGGCUGUAUGAGGCUACUUGGGAAGACAAGUUUCCACCAGUGAAUAAAAAGGGAAGGAACAUGAUGGAGAACAAUGGCCCCAGAGGAGGAAUUUCUGUUUGACAUGAACAGAUGUGCUACCCCAGGAACAUCAUGUCAUUUCAAAAGAGCAAACACCUCAGUUGUUUGUUACACUGCCUAUUUACACUCCAUGCAGAGGAGACACACUUAAGAGGCUGGCUGUACCACACCUGAGCCAACCCCUACCAGGGAAAUGAACUAGAUAUUCCAAAUGUAACAGAAUCUACCAGGAAUUCACUUGUCAUGGACCUUGAGAUCACUUCUAUUGUAUUUUCCUGAUCUGUGUGAAACAGAAUGACAGACUUCCUCCAGGAUCUGAACAAUGUGAUACCAAUCGAUACCCAGACCACCAGCAACUUCCUUAGAUUGGAUAUUUGACCAUUAGAGUAACUCAAGUAUUUAUCUAAUUAGCAACUAGCUCCAUGAUGAAAAAAAAAGUUUAACUCUGGAAGAAACAUUAGAAAUAGUUGUAGAAUAAAAUCUAUAGACUGGGGAUGGCCAACAUAGCAAUCCAUGCAAUCAGGACACUUUGUCUUCUCCUCCACCACCUCUGCUGGCUAUUUUUGGCAUCUGGGGCUUUGUCACCAGAUGCAGCUCGAAUGACUUAAUGCAACAUAUCAAGGAAAAACUUAUAGUCCACAGACCUUCAAAGGAGGCUCGAUGGCCCAGCAAAGCAUGAAAGUGAGACCCGUGCUCCUGAAGCGGAACAGUCUGGAUUCAGUGGAUUUUGUGAAACAGCCCCACCACCGCAGAAGCAAAUCCCAACAAGUCCGUUUCAAGGACGAUGGAGCUUGUAAGAAUCAAACUAGCCUGGCAGAGAUGGAUGUCCAAACAGACCAAGACUCCAGCCUGACGGGGAAGGUGCAGGCGUCUCGGCACCAUCACCUGCCCAACUACUCCCUGUCCUUCCCCAGGUCCCAGAAGGGGGGGAGCAUCCGGAACAUUGCAAUCCAAACUUCCCCCAGCCUUAGGAAGCACUUCCCUGUUUUUAAAAGGAAAAAGCUCACAGCCAGCAAGUCACUAGUGGAAAUGCCCACAGGGUCUAAAAACUCCAUCCAGGUCAAUGGCAAUCUCUCAGAGCAGGACAUCAUGUCUUCUGAUCUUGCCUACUUACGGAUCACUAGGCAUUUAGAUGACGUGCCUCACCGAGGUAAGAAAGCGCAUCCAUUUUUUCCCAGAGUGUCCAAGGCACAAAGCAACGGGCCUGUUAGCAUCUGCUUUGAAGCAGAUGCUCUGGGGCCCUCAGAAAAGGUGACGGCUUCUAUACAAGUUCCUGAUGAUAUAUGUCAUAGCCCUCCAUGGGCUACCAAAGCCCCCACUUACAGCAUGGACAGGCCUGGUGAAUUAAGCAAUGAAAUACAUCCUUGUGCUAAUACAUGCCCAGAGGAUGUGAAUGGCAGGCUGCCAUCUAGUUCAGAAAGGCCCUCCUCCUGCUUGAGUACUGCCAGCGGUGCUCACUCCUUGCCUGGCAGAGAUAAAAUGGACCCUGAAUUGCUUUUGCCCAAAGACACAUCUGGCAUGAAAGAGCCAGCUCCUUUAUCACCUCCAUCAAAGGGAACUUGCACUCCUUCACCUCCACAGACUCAUAGCUCCUCGCCUUGUUUCCUCGGAGAGUACAGACAGGCAGCCCCUCCUGAAACUGCUUUUGACUGUGCUACACCGAGUCAUGAUCACAAGGACCUAAUAUCAUUGACAACUAGCAACAUGACAAAAUCUGCUACUGAGUGUCGAGAGGAGACAGAGAAAAAUUCCAGCCAGGCAGAUCCUUUGGAGUUUAAAAAUUGUUUAGGAAGCUUUCACCCCCAGUCUUCUCUCCCAAGGAGUGAAAUCAAACCUCCAACCAACAAAGAGAUUAAAGGAAUUAAUCAAAUGCACCUGGCACACAGUGAACUGUAUGACCUCCAAGGAAGACUGCAAUCCGUGGAGGAAUCUUUGCACUCAAACCAAGAGAAGAUUAAAGUCCUUUUGAACGUAAUUCAAGACUUGGAAAAAGCCAGAGCCCUCACUGAAGGACGUAACUUCUACCGAACUGGCCAGGACCUCAACAACUGCAGCACUUGUCAGAACACAGCAUGCAUCAUAUACAGUGUAGAAUACGAUUUCCGACAGCAAGAAGGGAGGUUUCAUCAAGUCCUAAGUAGUCUGGACCAAGUAGAACCACCACCAGAGACAGCCCUACCACCAAAGCCGCCAGCAGAGCCUCCUGCUCCUGAAAAACAGGACUUGCGGAGGAAAACCAAAAAGGUGAAGAAGAAAUGUUUCUGGUGGAUUUGAGCUUAUUAGAGCACUGCAAUCCUCAAACUCCUUCCCAAAGCGGGGAAGUCAAGUGCCAUGUCCUCUCCUGCCUGGGAGCCAAACUGCUCAACAGACCACCAAGGUCAUCCCAGGAGGUGUGCAAAAUACCGACCUGAUCAGAGGUGGGGCAGGUAGGCCUCAGCAGGGUUGGGACCAGUCAUGCAAUGGGACAGAAGAGGCAGGUCCCACUUGCUAAAGGCUUUGUAGAUACUCUAAUGCCAACUUGCAGAGCUCCCUUUCAAACUUAUUUGGUUUUAUAGGGCAAGAAGGUUGCCAGCAGCCACUCACGUGCUCUUUCAUUACCCCAGCAUCCUGCAAUGACCCACCCACCAACACCAUGAAUACAAACACUCUCUGACCUAGGCUUACAGACAGGGAAAGGGAGUUGGUACAGAGAAAUGAGGGUACCCGAGGACUACUCCUCAAGUGUCCUAGGAAAACAAACAGGCCCAGUCCACAGUUUUCUGAGACAUCAGCAAUACUUAAGCACAAAAUGAGGUCCAACUGCAUGGUAGCCCUAAUUUGUUGGUACUUUUUCAUUCCUUAAUUAGAAAUUUAAACCCAAAUUAAUUAUUUAAUUAUUUCAUGACACCGAAAAGCUACUAGGACUUGCAAAGAGGUCCUAAUUCUACACACACACACACACACACACACACACACACACACACACACACACACACUCCAUUAGCCUGGUCAGGAUUAUAACUGGUUGCCCAUUUUGAAAUAUAGUGAAUUUUCAGCAAAUGAGAAUGGUAUAGGAAGAAUAAGAAGAAUUUCUGUCAUGACACUCACAUUCACAUGCUAUCUAGUCACAGAUCCUCAGAGUUCCCCUUCACAAGGUGAGGCCAGGAGAAUCUGGGCCUGAGGUGAUCAGGCUAUUUACAACAUUCCCACCCCCUUUCAGCCUCCCUUGUAACAACCACAACAAAAUCAAUUAAGUAAAAGCAACCAACAUGGUAGCUAAAUCUAACCUUUCCUGCCAGUAGAAUGUAAGCUCCUUGAGGGCAGAGACUGUUUUGUUUUGGUUUUGUAUCCCCAGCACCUAGCAUAGUGCUUGCACAUAGUAGGUGUUUAAUAAAUGGCUAUUAAAUUGAAUUGGCUAACUGAGGCCUCAAUUAAAUCCCCAUGAGAUUUAAAAAAAUAAUAAUAUUUAGUGCCACAAGAUUAAGGUGCCCCUACCUAUUAUUUUCUAUUUUUUUGGUAUUCUCAGUUUCGUAAUAACUACAUCAUAUGUUCAGCUAUUCCGAUAGCCUUAUGGAUCAUUUCAAAUCAGCUUCAGGUUCCUGCAGUUUAUUAAUCUGAGGCAUACAUCUUCACAAUGAGCUAGAAAUGAGGGCCUGAUGGGAAGAAGUUGCAGAAUUUGUGAUGGCAAUAAAUUUCCUAUUUCUCCUAAGCUCUGAUUUCUGGUGAGUACCCAUGGCUAAUUUUCCCCUAGGCUCUCAACCUAAGAGAACAGUCUAAUUUAAAUGGUGGACAACACCUCAAAAAGAACAUAAUUAGAUUUCUGCUGCACAUGCAUGGGGAGUGAGAGCAAGGGUCAGAAAGCCUCCUGACUAAAUUAAACCCAACAGCAGCUUGCUGAGGCAGUCAUGCUUCAAUCCCAGGGAAAAGGGAAGAGGCAGACUCAAAGCAUAUAUAGGCUGUAGAGAGAGACUAUUCAAUGGUCUGGUGCAUCAGUCAACGUGGGGCUCCCAAAACACCAGUUGCAGAGUCACCUGGUAGAGCUUCUGGGAGGAGCCAUCUACUCACAGUUGUACAGGAAGCACUGGCCCCAUCCCAAAUCAAGGCCUCUUGAGCAAACCUCACCACCAGAGUCACCUUCCCACAUCACAGCAGUGCAGUCUACAGAGCUAUUUCAGAGGGAGGAGGAAAUUUUCAGGAAAGUUGCCAAGAAAUUGCAUCAGAAUUGCUGAAACUGCUUCUGUCUUGUUUCCAGAGUAGUGUCUAAACUCACACAAAGAGACCCUAAUAAGGCCCAGAAUACACAAAUAAAACCAAUGAACCUUAUAAGAAAUAUGCUUAUCACAUAAUCUCUUCCUGAAGCCACACUUAAUUACAGCAAUAGCUAAAUGCCACAGAUACUUAAGUCUGCAUCUCUGUACAUACAGUCAAUUCUCAAAUGGUCCCAUCUAUGAAAAAGAUCAAUAAUAUGGAUAAUCUAAAACAAUAUUAAUCAAAAAUUUAAUUAUACUUGGUUUUGACAUAUGAGAUUUUUUGCAAUGCAUUUGCCAUCUUAAUUAUUCUUUGUUUAAAUUAAUUUUUAAACGUGUCUAUUUUAGCUGAAUAAACUGUAUUUCAGGAAGGUGGUCCAGGACUAAGCCGAAUAAUGUAGGGAAGCCAGCCUGGGAGCAGCCUUUCUGUGUGGAUAACACAUACUUGUAGAAAAGACAGCUUAUGGUAUAACGAUGCCCAUUAUCCAUCCACAACUACACGAGCCCACGUAGGCCCAUGUAUGUGCCCUAUUACAGGAGCUCCCGCAGCCUCACCAGAGCAUAAGGGGACGAGCGCUAGAUUCUGAAAACAAGGAAACACAAAUUGAACCGGAAGACAAGCAAUGGUUCUGUACUGGAGCACAGUCCAGGUGCUCCUAGGAUCUGGUUCUGGAACAAGAGAAGGGAAUUCCUCAGUACCAAGCCUGUCCAAAUCAUUAAAGUGAGAUGAGCCUUGUCACAACUUCCCCUUCCAACCAGUAAAAUAUUCUCUGAAUUAUUCAAAACUCUCACUAAAACAGUAAAAACAAAAACAAUAACAACAACACACAGAAGCCAAAAAACCCUACUUAUCUCCUUGUAGGAAGACAGACCUUCUCCAUUGUAAAAUAAUGUAUAGCAUCUGCCAUCAUGAUUUUACUGAAAUACUACACUUGUUUUAUGGAGAAAGAUCCUUCCAGCAAAAAAUUCUUUUGUAUAACAGAGAGGAAACAUGGAUCGACACCAACACAUUCUACAUGACAGGAGUUUCCAUAGCUACUUUCUCCGUAGUGAAAUAAAAAAGAUGACUCACUAAACUUGGUACUUAAAGCUAGCUGCUCUAUAGAGCAUCUUCUUUAAAAUGAUGUACUAAUGUAAUGUUUUGUAAAUUUCUAAA